GUCCAUCUUCUCAAGACAUUGAUAGGAGAGUGCGGGAAAAACGACGCAGUGCCAUUGUGCUUCGAGAACUGCCUAGGUAAGGACACGGACCAGUGAUGAACAGGAUAAGGAUCCACGUGUUGCCAUCGAGCAGAGGCCGUGUGGCCCAGACCGCCCGUACCCAGGAGCCCCAGGCCUGCUCCUUCACCCAGCGACCCUGCUCCCAGCCGCGCCUGGAGGGCCUGGAGUUCUGCAUCAAACACGUCCUGGAGGACAAGAACGCCCCUUACAGACAGUGUAGCUACGUCUCCAACAAGAAUGGCAAGCGCUGCCUGAACGCAGCCCCGAAGGUGGAAAAGAAAGAAGGGGUGACCUUCUGUGCGGAACACGCUAGAAGGAAUGCCAUGGCUCUCCAGGCCCAGCUAAGAAAGGCCUCAUCCGGACCCUCCCCUGAAGCCCUCCUAUCUCAGCUCAGUGGCUACAACCGCCCUGAGACGCAUGGCCUGGACAGUGGCCGCAGUGAAGCCACCCGCAUCCUAGAUGUGGACAGCUGGAGUGAGGAGGAGCAGGGACCACUGGUGCUGGACCAGACAUGGAGAGGAGAUCCAGACAGUGAAGCUGACAGCGUCGACAGUGACCAUGAGGAUCCUCUCAAACAUGCAGGGGUGUACACGGCAGAGGAGGUUGCUCUGAUCACACGGGAGAAGCUCAUCAGACUCCAGUCUCUCUACAUCGACCAGUUCAAACGCCUGCAGCACCUCCUCAAGGAGAAGAAGCGCCGAUACCUGCACAGCCGCAAGGUGGAGCAUGAGACACUAGGGAGUAGUUUGCUGACUGGCCCGGAGGGUCUCUCCAUGAAGGAGAGGGAGAACCUGAGAAAGCUGAAGGCUCUACGUCGGUACCGCCGCCGGUAUGGCGUGGAGGCUCUGCUUCACCGGCAGCUCCGAGAGAGGAGACAGGCUGUCACUGAAGGAGCUCCUCUUCAGGCACAUACGAUGCGGUCUAGCCAGAGGUGUAUCUCCUAUGUGGAAGGGACCCGCUGUUCUAACCAGUGUCUCCCAAUGACACGACAUUGCGUCUCUCACAUCUACCAGGACAGUAACCAGGUACUGUUCAAGAUGUGUCCGGGGCUGAAGGAUGUUCCCUGUGACCGGCCCGUUCACAUGGGCCAGUCAGAGGAGCCUCGCUGCCCCCUGCACCUCUCCCUGCCUCCCCCCAUGUACCAGCCUGAACAGGAGACAGCCCUGACCCCAGAGCAGCUGGAUGCAGUACUACCCAAAGACAUGUACUUGAGUGCUGCAGAGCUACAGCCCACGGAGAGCCUGCCGUUAGAGUUCAGUGAUGACCUGGAUGUAGUGGGGUGUCCUCCGUCCCCUCUGAUGUUUGACACAGCCCUGGCUCUGGAGGACCAGACUAUCAGGGCCAUCGCUGAGGGGCCUAUGGACAUUCUGACCGGGGUCGAGCUGGACGCUUCGGGACACGACGACUCUGCUGACAUGGAGCUCUCUGAGAGAGUUCUGCAGUCUAUAGAGGACCAAAUUGUAUCAGAGGUAAUAGGAGGAGGGGACACCACGGAAAAUUCAUCAACAGAACUGGACCAUGUUGCUGCAGACACCUCCAGAUGAGACCUUUGCCUCAACCAUGUUCAAAUUAUAGACUUGUGUUGAAUUCCAGAGACUAAUGUUGAGUUGACCAGUUCAAAGCCAGGAUGGAUCUACAAGGUGGUAGAUCAUAAUGAUGCCUUUGCACACCAUUGCCAAAUGACUACUGUUAAGUCAUUGUUUAAUUAGUUGUCAUAUUGCUAACUUUUGCUGAUAUACUCUGAGUCGGUUCAAUGUCUGUCUGGUCUUGUGCACCGUUGCCAUUCUCAACUUUACCUGUGUAAUUUAAUAACUCCUGGCUUCUCCAUAAACUACAAACAGAUGUAUAUCUUGUAUACAAAGUCAGUGUUGGUAUAGUGGAAAGAUGAAACACCACUUGUAACUGGUUUGUUACUGUUCAAUAAACACUCCACAAAUGCUUGUA
Molecule: messenger RNA, 2004 nt
Organism: Salmo salar (Atlantic salmon)
Lineage: Eukaryota; Metazoa; Chordata; Actinopteri; Salmoniformes; Salmonidae
Gene: kansl2
Product: KAT8 regulatory NSL complex subunit 2
Cellular component (GO): NSL complex
Source: RefSeq, a predicted model, not a curated record